CGGAGGCGCACCAUAGAAAAGUCCCUUCUAGCCCGCAGCCGGUAGGAUUUCCUGUGUUGGUACAGACGUGCUUCCGCUUUCGGUAGUUAUGUCUUUGGAAACGGUCCCGAAAGAUUUGCGGCAUCUAAGAGCCUGUUUGCUGUGUUCUCUGGUGAAGACCAUUGACCAGUUUGAAUACGAUGGCUGUGACAACUGUGAUGCUUACCUGCAGAUGAAAGGGAACAGGGAAAUGGUGUAUGAUUGCACUAGCUCUUCGUUUGAUGGGAUUGUGGCCAUGAUGAGCUCUGAUGACAGCUGGGUGUCAAAGUGGCAGCGGAUCACUAAUUUCAAGCCCGGAGUUUAUGCAGUCUCUGUUACAGGACGCCUACCACAAGGUAUUGUGCGUGAGCUGAAAAGCCGAGGGGUGGUUUACAAAUCCAGAGACACUGCUAUCAAGACAUAACUGCAGAAGAAGGGCUGGAGCAGAGAUUGGGUCGAUGUCUAUGUCUUCUCUUCCGUUGGUUUUAUUUUCCUGUUAUGUUGCUGAGGCUGUGGUUUCCCCACAGUGGGGGGAAGGGUUGUGCCACUCGGCCCGCCACACGCACAGACACUUCACGUUUUUUUUUUUUUUUUGUCUUCUCAAGGAAAGAGACCUUGUUGGAAGAGAAUGGGGUUGUGGGACAAAAUAAAGAUGUAUUAAUCCUGA
This is a messenger RNA of Rana temporaria (common frog), 685 nucleotides long. It is a transcript of the gene SUPT4H1, whose product is annotated as SPT4 homolog, DSIF elongation factor subunit. The transcript is spliced from 5 exons. The coding region runs from base 89 to 442 and encodes 117 amino acids. Gene Ontology annotation, cellular component: DSIF complex; nucleus. Lineage: Eukaryota; Metazoa; Chordata; Amphibia; Anura; Ranidae. Gene Ontology annotation, molecular function: RNA polymerase II complex binding; zinc ion binding. The record is from RefSeq and is a predicted model, not a curated record. Gene Ontology annotation, biological process: regulation of transcription elongation by RNA polymerase II; chromatin organization; positive regulation of DNA-templated transcription, elongation.